UUCUGGCUCAGAGAAUUCUCAUCAUAGCCGAGUGAUACCCAAACUCUCGGCCCUUAUACCAAAACCAAACCAUAGAUCAAUUCAACCAAAAAGAAACCAAUCCAAAGAUGACAGAUACAGACAACAAGCCAACAGGAGAAUCCUCAAAGUUGAGGACAAACAAGGGUGUUACCGUGGCGUUCAAAUUGAACGGGAAAAAUUACCCGUUGUGGGCUCGACUGAUGAAAGUCGAGAUUGGAAGCAGGGGGGGAUACUCCCACAUCUACGACAAACCACCGGAGCCAAACAGCAAGGGGUACCGGGAAUGGGAGGAAACCGACUUGAUUGUUUUCUCUUGGAUCGUCAAUAAUAUCGAAAAUGAUAUUAUCGCCGAUUUUGCUCAUCAUCAAACAACUAAAGCCUUGUGGGACAAUCUCGCAAUCACCUUCGAGAGCAAGGCGGAUCCUUAUCAAAUCUACGACCUGGAAGACAAGAUAAUAUACAUGAGACAAGGAAAUCUUGAUCUCGAGACGUAUUACCGUCGGAUCCACGGAUUGUGGGUGACAAUUGAUCGAAGUCAGAAACCACCCGUGACAUGCUGCGAUAAGGGGAUCGGGGAAUUCCGACAACACACGAGCGAAAAACGGCUCAUCAAAUUCCUCACUGGAUUAAACCAAGAAUACGACCAUAUCCGUCGGGAGAUUCUGAAGGAGCAACCUUACCCCUCAGUCGAAGAAGCCUACGGAUGGGUGAAGAAGGAGGCGGCUCGACAAAGAAUCAUGCCACCGGCAUCCUCUCCACCCUCCGGAGACUCCACUGGCGUAGGGAGCGCCGAUGCAUCAUCGGGGGAAAUAGGCUAUGGAUUCGGGGCGCAGAGAGAUCGACCGAACCGAGGAGUACCGAACCACCGCGGAGCGCCGCCACCUGCUGGAGCUACACACCAUUCCGGAGGAAAAACGGACAAGAGCAAGCUAUGGUGUUCCCACUGUGGGAAGAACAAACACACGAGGGAAACUUGCUUCCUCCGUGUGGGUUAUCCGGAGUGGUGGGAUGAGAAGCAAAAGGCACGAACUCAGGCGAAAUUCGCCGCCGUCGGAGUCGCUGAGGUGGAGCAGCGGCAAAACCCCCAAGUUCAGAACAGGGGAGAAUCGAUUGGAGGAGAAAAUCAGGUGAAUAACUCUCGCCCGGAAACCCACGGUGGCAGCAACAGCGGCGGCGGCGGAGGGGUUCGGGUCGGGAAUUUUGUGGCAAGAGCCGGAGGAGCGACGGAGUCGCAGAAAUGGAGCAGCGGCGCAAUGGAUGGAGGAUAUUCGGACGAGGAAGAUCGUUGGGCGUGGCACUGAGAACCAGGGACUCUACUACGUGGAUGGGGUAGCUCAACAUGGCAGUGCAAUGCUGGCUCAAGGAUCCACGAGAGAGGAGGCUUGGCUGUG
Messenger RNA from Salvia splendens (bonfire salvia), 1412 nucleotides. RefSeq lists its product as uncharacterized. The record is from RefSeq and is a predicted model, not a curated record. NCBI's taxonomy places the organism in Eukaryota, Viridiplantae, Streptophyta, Magnoliopsida, Lamiales, Lamiaceae. The coding region runs from base 108 to 1322 and encodes 404 amino acids. The transcript is spliced from 2 exons.